Molecule: messenger RNA, 795 nt
Organism: Lottia gigantea (owl limpet)
Lineage: Eukaryota; Metazoa; Mollusca; Gastropoda; Lottiidae
Exons: 2
Coding region: 1-795 (264 amino acids)
Source: RefSeq, a predicted model, not a curated record
AUGGAACAGAACUCCAUCAUAAAUUACAGAAAAAGCCGACAAGAAAUCACAAUAGAAAUCAAACAUCUGUAUAAUUCAGAAAUCAAACAUCUGUAUAAUCCAGAAAUCAAACAUCUGUAUAAUUCAGAAAUCAAACAUCUGUAUAAUUCAGAAAUCAAACAUCUGUAUAAUUCAGAAAUCAAACAUCUGUAUAAUCCAGAAAUCAAUCAUCUGUAUAAUCCAGAAAUCAAACAUUUGUAUAAUUCAGAAAUCAAAUAUCUGUAUAAUUCAGAAAUCAAACAUCUGUAUAAUCCAGAAAUCAAUCAUCUGUAUAAUCCAGAAAUCAAAUAUCUCUAUAAUCCAGAAAUCAAACAUCUGUAUAAUUCAGAAAUCAAAUAUCUGUAUAAUCCAGAAAUCAAUUAUCUGUAUAAUCCAGAAAUCAAACAUCUGUAUCAUCCAGAAAUCAAACAUCUGUAUAAUUCAGAAAUCAAACAUCUGUAUAAUCCAGAAAUCAAACAUCUGUAUCAUCCAGAAAUCAAACAUCUGUAUAAUUCAGAAAUCAAACAUCUGUAUAAUCCAGAAAUCAAUUAUCUGUAUAAUCCAGAAAUCAAACAUCUGUAUCAUCCAGAAAUCAAACAUCUGUAUAAUCCAGAAAUCAAACAUCUGUAUAAUCCAGAAAUUAAACAUCUGUAUCAUCCAGAAAUCAAACAUCUGUAUAAUCCAGAAAUCAAACAUCUGUAUAAUCCAGAAAUCAAACAUCUGUAUAAUCCAGAAAUCAAACAUCUGUAUCAUCCAGAAAUCAAAACUCAUUCAUGA